Molecule: messenger RNA, 6141 nt
Organism: Cicer arietinum (chickpea)
Lineage: Eukaryota; Viridiplantae; Streptophyta; Magnoliopsida; Fabales; Fabaceae
Biological process (GO): regulation of transcription by RNA polymerase II; negative regulation of DNA-templated transcription
Cellular component (GO): nucleus
Molecular function (GO): DNA binding; transcription corepressor activity
Source: RefSeq, a predicted model, not a curated record
UUACCAAAAAAGAAAAGAAGAAGAAAUGAGUCUCCUAGUAUAAAUCUCAAAAGAAGAAGCGCUUCCCGUAGCGUUGUUCUCUCUUCAUUUCCUAAACCCCCGUUUCGUGUCUCUCUAUUUUCCCUCUGUCUCUUUCUCGCUCUAAAACCUUGAAUUCGAAACCAUGCUCCUUUCAAUAAUCAUAAAGAAACAUCAAAUUCAUCGCAAGGAGUUCUAGGUUUCGAAAAAUUCCUUCCAAUCGCUCUCACAUUGGAUCACUGGUGGUGAGUUUGAUGUGAAUCUUGCAGUGGAAUUUGUUUCAUCUUCACCGUACACUGUACUGUAACUGUAAGCUUUUACGGUUAGGAAUUGAAUGGGCGUUUUGUGCGUUUGUUUUGGUUCAGCUUUACAGUGUUUGUAGAGUUAGGGUUUCGUGAAAAAUGAGAGAGGGGUUGAGAUCUCGGACUCGGUUGGGUGGUGAGGUUUCUAGUGAAGGAGUUGUUCAUAAGAGAAGGGUUCGUGUGAAGAAUGAGGGUUUAGUUUCAGGUGAUGAGGGUUUAGUGGCGCCUACUUCAUCGGUCGAGAAGAAUGGCGAAGUUGAAUGUGAUGCGAAAGAAGAAUGUGUUUUGGAUUUAAACGCGAGUGCGAGUGGAAAUGUUGACUUGGCUGAGAAUGGGAACAAUGAGAGUUGUUUUAGAGAUGAGGAGGGUAAGAUAGAAGCUGAGGUUGAUAAGAAGGUGAGUGAAGGGUCGGUUGGGAAAGCAGAACGUGUCUUGGAUUUAAACGUGAGUACAAGUGAAAAUGUUGGUUUGGCUGAGAAUGAGAACAAUGGGAGUUGUUUAAGAGACGAGGAUGGUAAUGUAGAAGUUGAGGCUGAUAAAAAGGGGACUGAAGGGUUGAUUCGGAAAGCAAACUGUGACUUGGAUUUAAAAUUGAGUGUGAGUGGAAAUGCUGGCUUGGCUGAGAAUGGGAACAAUGGGAGAUGUGUAAGAGAUGAGGAUAGUAAUGUAGAAGUUGAGGCUGAUAAGAAGAAGACUAAAGGGUUGACUGGGAAAGCAGAAUGUGACUUGGAUUUAAACUUGAGUGUGAGUCGGAAUGUUGACUUAACUGAGAAUGUGAAUAAUGAGAGUUGUGUAAGAGAUGGGAAUAGUAAUACAGAGGUAGAAGCUGAUGCGAAGGGGGCUGAAGGGUUGAUUGAGCGUCGAGUAUUGCGCUCAAGGUCUAAGAGGGGCGAUGACAAAAUAUCUUAUAAUGGAGGGAAUGAUGGUGUCUUUUCUGGGAGUAAUGGAGAAAAUGGUGGGUUUGAGAGGAGGAUAAAAGUCAAGACGGAGUAUGAAGAAGUUGACGAGGAUUUAACUGAUGGCAACAAGAAUGAAAAGGUUAAGGUAAAAGUGGGAGGUCAGGGGAAGAAGUUGAAACGGAAGCGUGGGAGGCCUCCCAAAACAGAGUUAAAAGAGAAAGAUCAAUUAGUUGAUAAGCCACAGCGUAAGCUUGGGAGGCCUCCCAAAACAGAGUUAAAAGAGAACAAUCAGUUACUUGAUCAGCCACUGCGUAAGCGUGGUAGGCGUCCCAAAACAGAGAUAAAAGAGAAGGAUUGGUUAGUUGAUCAGUCACCGCGGAAGCGUGGAAGACGCCCCAAGACUGACCAACAAAAACAUCUCAUGACUGUGGGGCAUAAUAGUAAAGGAAAGGCAAGCCUUCAAGAAGGUAAAGAAGUUUUAACCAUAAGAGAUGGUUCAAGGACAAAUGCAGUUGAUAAUACAUGUUCAAGGAGAUCUUCUGGUAAAGAGUUAAAAGAGAAGGGAUCUUCUCCUCUGAGGAAAAGUAAAUUGCGAAAGGUUUUGAAAACCGAGGUUGAUGGAAUGGCCUCACCGUUGAGAUCAAAUACUUUGAGUACACAUGCUGCUAAAAAGGGGGGAAUGAUUGAGAAAAAGAAGCUAGUGAGGGAUCAAAUAAUGGAACGCCUCUCAGCUGCAGGAUGGACUGUUGACCGUAGACCUAGGAAUGGCAGAAAUUAUAUUGAUGCUGUGUAUGUUGGUCUGGACAAAAGUACACAUUGGUCAAUCACCUUGGCCUACAAGAGGUUGAAAGAGCAUUAUGAAGCUGGGGAUGGUGAAGGUAAGAUGUACAAGCCAGGUUUCGAAUUUAUACCAAUACCAGAGGAAGAUUUCAAUUUACUAACUAGAGUAGUAACUAAAAAGAGAGUAAGUAAAAAAGUGAAAUGUGUGUCAUUUGGAGGAAAGGGUGGAAAGCGAGUUGAUGGAGUCAAUGGAAAAAAGAAAAAAAGAAAACCAGGUUCUGGUGCUGGCAUGGGUAAGCCAGUGAAGGGGAAAAUGAAAAGGAAACGAUCACUUCCUGGUGAGGGCAACACAAAUGUUACAUUGCCUAACAGGCUGCCUGUUCUAGCCAGGGAUCAUAAGCGGCACAAAACACAUAAGAAGACACGGUGUGCUCUGUUGGUUCGUGAUGCUAUGGAGGAGGUAGAUUCUGAAAUUAAUGGAUAUGUUCCAUACAGUGGAAAACGAACUGUACUUGCCUGGAUGAUUGAUUUGGGCACAAUCCCCCAAAAUGGGAAGGUCCAUUAUAUGCAAGACAGGUCGGAAAGUCCUUUACUGGAAGGUAAGAUCACAGGAGAUGGCAUUCUCUGUGGCUGCUGUAAUAAAAUCACAACAAUUUCAGACUUUGAAGCUCAUGCAGGAAGCAAGCAAUCUGAUCCUCUUAAAAAUAUAUAUACGGAUGAAGAAACUUCGCUCCUACAAUGCCUGUUAGAUUCAUGGAACAAACAAGACGAGUCUGAACGCAAUAGUUUUCAUUUUGUUGAUGUUGCGGGUGAAGAUCCAAAUGAUGAUACAUGUGGUGUCUGUGGAGAUGGUGGAGACCUGAUCUGCUGUGAUAGUUGCCCAUCAACAUUCCAUAAAAGCUGCUUGGAUACAAAAAAAUUCCCAUCUGGUGACUGGCACUGCAUUUACUGUUGUUGCAAAUUUUGUGGGUUGGUUGGUGGAAGUUCAAACCAAAGUGUAGCCAAUGAUGAUUUUACUAUGCCUGCAUUGCUCACAUGCCAUUUAUGUGAGGAAAAAUUUCACAUAUCUUGUAUUGAGGCAAAUGGUGGUAAGACUGAUGAUAUCAGGGAGGCAUUAUCUUGUGGAAACAAAUGUCAAGAGUUAUCUGAGAGACUUGAAAUGCUUCUUGGGGUUAAACAUGACAUCGAAGAUGGAUUUUCUUGGUCUUUUAUUCGGCGGUCAGAUGCUGGGUUUGAUGCUUCUCAGACAAAACCUCGGAUGAUAGAAUGUAAUUCUAAGCUGGCUGUUGCAUUGUCAAUAAUGAACGAGUGCUUCAUGCCAUUUAUUGAUCAUAGAAGCGGGACCAAUCUGUUCCGCAGUAUUCUAUAUAGUUGUGGGUCAAACUUCAAACGCCUGAACUAUAGUGGGUUUAUUACUGCAACUCUAGAGAGAGGUGAUGAGAUCAUCUGUGUCGCAUCUAUCAGAAUACAUGGGAGCCAACUUGCUGAGAUGCCAUUUAUUGGAACUCGCUAUAUGUAUAGGCGACAAGGAAUGUGCCGCCGGCUUCUAAAUGCCAUUGAACGGGCACUCAGUUCUUUACAUGUUGAGUUAUUGGUCAUACCAGCUAUAUCAGAGCUUAGAGAAACCUGGACUUCUGUUUUUGGGUUUGAGCCACUUGAUCAAAUAAGCAAGCAAAUAACAAAGAGCAUGAAUCUGCUGGUAUUCCCUCACGUAGAUUUGUUGCAGAAGAAGAUUUCAAGGCUUAAAAUUGCUAAUGAAAGUUUGCUUCUUACUGGAGUUUCCGAUCAUAAGAAGACUCAUCUGGACGAAUCAGAUUCAUCUGGAUCUGAUUGUUGCAAGAAAAAUGAAAAAGCUAUAUCUAUUGAAUCUGAUUGUGGUCAUUUUGUGAACUCAUUGAAUAACGCACCUGGCAUUACUAGCAACACCAUACAGAAUAGUAAAUCUCCAACAGAUGUCACAUGUCAAGCUGUAUGUCAGACUGUUCAUGAAAAUUUGGUGGUGGAUAACAAAAGCACCGUAAAUGCACCUGAUUAUGUGGAUAAUUCUUGUUGCCAAGAAGAUAAGGAAAGGCGAUGUCUCAGUAUGCCUUGUAUUAACACUGGAGGUUCAGAAGGAAAUUAUGUUGGUGCUUUGUUGGAGGUUACUGAAAAUUGUUCCAACGAGGUCAAAUUAACAAUAGAGGUUGUUUCAAAUAACAAGAGUGCUGAAAAAUUUGCACCCUCUGGGGCAGAAAAUAUUCCUACUGACUCACAAAUUGUGUUUAGGACAAGGGAAUCAGAAAAAUCUGCUGAAAGUAACCACAAUUCACACAAUGUUUCUGACAGUUGUGAACUGAGAUUUAAGACUGACUUUACUCAACCAAGCUAUACUGAAUAUGUCGAUGAUUGUAGCUUGCAUUCUAGACCUGAUGGUGAUAGUGCCUCUGUCGAAGCAGGUCUCACAACCAAUGUCUUGAUGCCCCUUGAAUCACAGAAUAUUACUAAAGAUUUGCCUGUUAAUUGUGAAAACAGUUCUAGUGUUGUUAAUGCGUCAAAUGCUGCUGAAGCAAAAUUAUGUUAUUCCAAAACAACUGAUCUCCAGACACACAAAAAUCCUAGAGAUUGCCAAUCCAUCCUAGUAUCUUCAGGUAUAUGUGAGAUAAUUGCAGACGGUGUCAAUGAGAGGAAUAAGGCAUCCAAGGCAGCUGAUGCCGAUUUUCUUCCUGCUGAUUUUGAAGUAAUUCCCAGUGAUAAGCUUGGCUCUCAUUCUAGACCUAAUUGUGAUAGUGCCUCUUGCGAAGCAGGUCUCACAACCAAUGACUUGAUGCCGGCCCUUGAAUCACAGAAUAUUACUAAAGAUUUGCCUGUUAAUUGUGAAAACAAUUCUAGUGGUGUUAGCACGCAUAAUGCUGAUGAAUCAGAAUUAUGCUAUUCCAAUACAACUGCUCUCCAGACAAACACAAAUGCUGGAGAAUGCCAAUCCAUAGUAGUAUCUUCAGGUGUUUGUGAAAAAAUUGUAGAUGGUGCCAAUGAGAGGAAUAUAGCAUCCAGUGAAGCUGAUGCCGAUUUCCUUCCUGUUGAUAUUGAAGUAAUUCCAGAUAGUCAGCCUAGCUCUCAUUCUAGACAAGAUGGCGAUAGUGCCUCCGGCGAAGCAGGUCUCACAACUAACGUUUUGACACACCUUGAAUCACAAAAUAUUAGCCCAGAGUUGCCUGUUAAUUGUGAAAACAAUUCUAGUGUUGUUAGUGCGCCAAAUGGUGAUGAAGUAGAAUUGUGCUAUUCCAAAACCACUGAUCUCCAGACAAACCAAAAUCCUGGAGAUUGCCAAUCCAUAGUUUCAUCAGGUGUUUGUGAGAAAAUUUCUGAUGGUGUCAAUAAGAGAAAUAUAGCAUCCAGUACAGUUGAAACUGAAAUUAGUUUCCAACAAUGAGCCUGGGAUAAAGGAGCCUCCAGAACUAGCAGAGCCUGAUUUGCAGGUUGAUCGAACUGCACAAAGUAACUCUCCUUCCUCGCAGGCUCCAAACACUGCUUCUGGUGUGGCCCUGCACAGUACAUCUGCCAGCAGUACUUAAUGUGAUAAUACUGAAGGUAUUGUUCAGUCAAACCAAGCCAGUUGAGUAGGGGAUUCAGCAAUGCAUUCUGCCAAGGGUCACAGGUAAGCCCUCGACCUUCAAUUCUGAAGGUGUGCCCCCCCUACUUAAUGUGAUGAGAUUUGUCUUUGUAGCAUAGUAUAUUCUGUAAAAACAUUGUUAGAAUAGGGUGAUAUUACCUUUAGAUAAAGAUGUCUGGAGGUUAGCUCCAUUUUUUUGGAGGAUGAAGGAACUAGGUGAGGAACAACACCAUGACAUGAGGCUAGUGUAUUUUGUUGAUCACCGUGGUUAUCAUCAUUAGGAUGUGAAUGGAGUAGACUGUAGAGCAUUGCUUUUUUUUUUUGUUAUAAUUUUUGCUUAUACUUUCUCUCUUUUAGGCGCUGCAUCCAAUUCUCUAUUUGUUAACUUUAGGUGUUAGAAAUUGACACGAUCAAAUGAACAUCGAGGAUGGCCAAUGAGGUUGUUCCUUAAUUGGCAAUGCCUACCGGAAAGUUCAGGUUUGAGUGUAAAAGUUUAGGGGAUAUAUACACCAAACAUUAAAAGCAAAUAAUCGUGGCUAUCCCUUAUGAUUCA